Nicotiana tabacum (common tobacco) is the source of this 948-nucleotide messenger RNA. RefSeq names its product ethylene-responsive transcription factor ERF024-like. Lineage: Eukaryota; Viridiplantae; Streptophyta; Magnoliopsida; Solanales; Solanaceae. The record is from RefSeq and is a predicted model, not a curated record. Gene Ontology annotation, molecular function: DNA-binding transcription factor activity; DNA binding. Gene Ontology annotation, biological process: regulation of DNA-templated transcription.
CCUAGUACUAUCAACUACAACUAACGUAACACAUCCAGAUGUCCGAUCCUGGGGCGAGUAGCAGUGGCGGAAGCAGUGGGCGCCACCCCGUGUACAAAGGAAUAAGGAAAAGGAAGAGCAGUGGAAAAUGGGUUUCAGAAAUUCGAGAGCCACGAUCACCCAAUAGGAUAUGGCUAGGUACAUUUCCUACCCCAGAAAUGGCAGCAGUUGCUUAUGACGUAGCUGCACUGGCCCUUAAAGGCAGGGAUGCUGAGCUCAACUUCCCAAACUCAGCAUCCUCAUUGCCAGUCCCGGCUACUAACUCGCCUCAUGAUAUUCAGGCAGCUGCAGCCUGUGCGGCUGCAGCUCUUGGGGCAGCCGGGGAUGCUUUAAGCGCCCGUAGAGGAGUUGAUAAUAAUAAUAAUAUCAUACCGGUUUCGAGAGAGGUAGAAAAUUCAACACCUUGGAAUAAUAAUGAGUUUAUGGAUGAAGAUUUGAUCUUUGAUAUGCCAAAUGUUAUUAUGAAUAUGGCUGAAGGUAUGCUUCUUAGUCCUCCACGUUUCAACCUUCCUGAUGAUGACACUACUGCUGCUGAGUAUAUUGCUGACCAAGAUCUCUGGAAUUAUCCCUAAUUCAUCGAGAUAAAAUCUUAGCUUCAUAUAAUAACAAGUUUUAGUAGUAAUUAAUGAUUUCAAAUAAGAUGGAUAUGACUUAAUAACCUCAGCUCCAAGGCUCCAGGUAAAAGAAUGAGAUAGCUUUGUGUAAUUUGCAUGUUCCCUAUUCUAUUGUGUUUGUAAAGGGUUUUACUGUUUUUAAGCUUUGCAAUUACUCUCCAUUGAAAAUGCUUUAAUUUUGCUAUUAAACAAUAAGUAUUUAAUAGCACUAAAGUUCUUGAAUCUUCGAUUCCAAGAAGUCUGUUAAGAAAAUGUUUACACUAUAGACUUGCAUUUAAUAAUAUAGCAGAAAUCA